Molecule: messenger RNA, 2853 nt
Organism: Acanthocheilonema viteae
Lineage: Eukaryota; Metazoa; Nematoda; Chromadorea; Rhabditida; Onchocercidae
Source: the annotation of a GenBank genome assembly
AUGUAUGGUGUUGUUGUUACUCCACCACUCUACGAGACUGAAAUAAUGCAUUGCGUUUAUGUGGAGGAAAAGAGUCCUCUCUUAUUUAUUAAACGAGGUCCAGUAACAAAUAGAGCAAAACUGACCAAACAAGAACGUAAAGAUCUCGACAAAGCUGAAAGAAGUAGAUCCCUUAUGUUCGGUGACUGGAUUGAAUUUGAAGAAAGUGAUGUUAUAGAAGGUUGCAUUGAGAAAUAUGUAAAGAUAUAUCCGUUGAAUCCUUGCCGCAGCAGUGGCGACCGUUUGCAGAUUGAAUCAACCUGUGUUUUUUCACCCUUAACGCGUGGAUGGGAGAACCAUUGUUACUGUGAAUUGUUUGGUAAGGUUCGAAUAGAUCCGGAAUUGAGGAACUGCUUUCUUGCUGACGUUGCGUACCGUUGCUGGAUUUCUGUGGAAGUAACGAGAAUAUCCUCUUUGAAUGUGGAAGUUGGUGAAUAUAUUGAUGUAUCAGAGGAACAGAAUUUGGUAAAUGAAGCGCCUUGGAAUCAUGAGGAUCCCAGAUUUAUUACCAUCAUCAAUAGCGACAGCGAUGAGAGUGACUCGGAUAUGAAAGAAACCUUUUCUCAAAUAUCAUAUCCGUAUGAGAUAUGCGGUGCGGAAGGUGUAUUGGUUAGUGAACGAAAUGUGUACAGUAGUCAAUAUCGAGACGUUAAAAUCGCAUUGGCUUAUGUUAAACGUAUUCGGCGUACACCUAUCGGUUGCUGUAUACAUUUUAACGCGUACUACAAUAUUGCUUUACAAUUAUAUGUGGUUCGAUCAUAUCGUCCAUUGGAGAAAAAGUCAUUUAUAGCAAAGCCAUUCGAAUUUGGAUCACUAUUUUUGUUAGAGGUCAAUGUCAACUGGGGACCGAAUUUGCCAAUGGGUUAUUUGUGGAGCGAAGAUAACGAUCUAGGAUUGAUUCAUGAUGCUGAUGGAUUACUGCUACCUAUAUUGUUAAGUAAUAAUCCUUAUGCACCCGUAUGCGUAUAUGUGGCAGAUGUAGGUCCUAGUCGUUUAAGUCGUUUUGCGAUAAAAGAUCUUUCCGACAUGGCAACAAGGAAGACAGAGCUAUCGGAUGAUGGCUUGGUUUUGGGUGAUGGCUCCCUUCUAGCAUCUCGUUACCUUUGUUUGGAAAUUCGUUUCGACAGUGAUUCGCCAAAAGGAUGGGACAAGCUUGUUCCUGGGACAUGGAUUAACUUCACAGCAUGGAGUCCUCCUGGCAUACCAGAAUUCAGAAUCAAAACCUGGAGCUCGACAAUUAAUCCAGCUUUGAUACAAAUUAAUGCAGUUCCAACUUGCUGUGGUUUUGCGUUUGAGACAUGUGGUCAGUUUAAACAAGAGCUAAGCGCAGUAAAAUCAUCCGUAUUUGGUUUUAUUGAAAUACCGCGUGAAAAGCGGUCAUUGAUGAAUGCAGAAGAUCGAGGUACAACGAUUCUUUGGGUACGAGAAGACAAAAAAAAUAAAAAAACACGAUUUGUACUUCAUUCGAUUGAAGCCCCACAGAUUAUCGAUAUUGCAAAAGAUACGGAAGAAAAGUCACUACAGUCUUUGAUGAAUGAUGUUCAGCAAUGCUAUGUAACAGAAAAGUUCAUUAUGCCGUGUAAGGGAAUUGAUUGCGAAGGCAAACAGUUACUGCUGCGCUGUUUUAAUAACCGUGCCAUCGUAAAUAGUCUGGUUAAAGCAUCAGCUGAUCAACUUUUGGCUAGUAUUGUGAAAUCAAUACAACAGCACUUAUUGCUACCAGCAAUGCCACUUGAAGAAGUUAAUGUUAACUCUAAUGAUUUACUAAGCGCAAAGGAGAAUUUAACGAAUCAGAAGGCGGAAUCACCAAAUGAUAUUCAUGAAACAGCUGCUACUAUCCUAAGACGCGAAUCAAAUGGAGAGAUUUUGCUGGCUGAAAAUCCUAAUCGUUUUGUUAUAUUUCCUAUCAAAUUUCACGACAUUUGGGAUUAUUACAAGAAAGCAUUGGCAUCAUUUUGGACUGUUGAUCUCAGUAAGGAUUACCGUGAUUGGGAAAAUUUGAAUGAUGGGGAGCGUCAUUUUAUCUCAAGGGUUUUAGCGUUUUUUGCGGCCUCCGAUGGUAUUGUAAAUGAAAAUUUGGUAAAUCGUUUUUCGCAAGAAGUUCAGGUACCGGAAGCACGGUUCUUCUACGGUUUUCAAAUUAUGAUCGAGAAUAUUCAUUCUGAAAUGUACUCAAAAAUGAUUGAUACCUAUAUUCGUGAUCAAGAACAAAAAUCUCUCUUAUUCAACGCAAUUUAUGAAUUCGAAUUCGUUAAGAAAAAAGCUGAUUGGGCACUAUGUUGGAUUGCUGAUAUAAAUGCUCCCUAUGCUGAACGACUGAUAGCUUUCGCUGCUGUUGAAGGAAUAUUUUUCUCUGGAAGCUUUGCUGCAAUAUUUUGGUUGAAAAAGCGCGGUUUGAUGCCUGGUUUAACACAUAGUAACGAACUGAUUUCAAGGGAUGAAGGCUUGCAUCGCGAUUUUGCAUGUCUCUUAUACACUUAUAUCAAAAAUAAACCUUCAGAGGAAAGAAUUUAUCAGAUUAUCCGCGAGGCGGUUGAUAUUGAAAAGGAAUAUUUGACGGAAGCGUUACCGGUGGAUUUGAUUGGUAUAAACUGUAAGUUGAUGUGUCAGUAUAUUGAAUAUGUAGCUGAUCAUUUAUUAACAGAACUCAAUUGCGCAAAGAUAUACUAUUCGGAUAACCCAUUUGAUUUCAUGGAACGUAUAUCGAUCGAAGCGAAAACUAAUUUUUUUGAAAAACGUGUGAGUGAGUACCAGAAAGCUGGUGUUCUAAGCAGCGAAGAGGGAAAAAGUUUUAAUUUAGAUUCGGAUUUCUAA